Solanum verrucosum is the source of this 789-nucleotide messenger RNA. RefSeq names its product cytochrome P450 71AU50-like. Gene Ontology annotation, molecular function: oxidoreductase activity, acting on paired donors, with incorporation or reduction of molecular oxygen; iron ion binding; monooxygenase activity. Bases 1 to 789 code for a protein of 262 amino acids. The transcript is spliced from 3 exons. The record is from RefSeq and is a predicted model, not a curated record. NCBI's taxonomy places the organism in Eukaryota, Viridiplantae, Streptophyta, Magnoliopsida, Solanales, Solanaceae.
AUGUAUGUGAGACUAGGGCUAGUACCUACAAUCAUUGCCUCGUCUGCUGAUGCAGCGGAGAAGGUCCUCAAGACGUAUGAUCACAUCUUUGCUAGUAGGCCUCAUCAUGAGGCAUCUCAAUAUUUGGCUUAUGGCCAGAAGAAUAUGGCAUUUGCAAAGUAUGGUGUGUAUUGGCGCAAAAUGCGCAAGUUGUGCACUCUGCACCUUUUGAGCAAUCGCAAGAUCAAUUCAUUUCAAUCCAUGAGAAAGCAAGAAGUUCAAUCUGGAGAAGCAGAAUUUCAGUUUGACCACAUGCUUGUAGCUGCAAUGGACACUACAACAUCAUCAACGGAAUGGAUACUCACUGAACUUCUUAGACAUCCCCAAGUGAUGAAGAAACUCCAAAAGGAGUUGCAAGAAGUGGUAGGCUUUGAAAUAAUGGUUGAAGAAUCCAACCUGGAAAAUUUGAAGUACUUAGACAUGGUUGUAAAAGAGGGCCUGAGGCUGCAUCCUGUAGUGCCACUAUUUUAUCAUGAGUCCAUGGAAGAUUGUGUAGUCGACGUACGGUUGCCACUACAGAUUUUCGUGGACGCGACUUUCAACUUGUACCAUUUGGCUCUGGGAGAAGAAGUUGUCCUGGAAUGCAGUUGGCAGCUACCGUUGUCCGCCUUAUGGUGGAACAAUUGGUGCAUUGCUUUCAGUGGGAGCUUCCAAAUGCAUGACACCUUGUCCUUGAUCUUGUUCCAGCCUGACAUGUCCAUAGACUCCAUUGGCAACGGAAAACUUAUGGGCGGAGGAAUGUUGCAUUGA